Messenger RNA from Folsomia candida, 4826 nucleotides. RefSeq lists its product as uncharacterized. Gene Ontology annotation, cellular component: nucleus. Gene Ontology annotation, molecular function: sequence-specific DNA binding; DNA-binding transcription factor activity, RNA polymerase II-specific. Gene Ontology annotation, biological process: regulation of transcription by RNA polymerase II. NCBI's taxonomy places the organism in Eukaryota, Metazoa, Arthropoda, Collembola, Entomobryomorpha, Isotomidae. The record is from RefSeq and is a predicted model, not a curated record. The transcript is spliced from 10 exons. Bases 693 to 3857 code for a protein of 1054 amino acids.
UAGUGAUCAUGACAUCAGUUGAGCUCUGCAACCCUUGUCGCACGCUCCUUUCUCUGUGAGAAGAAGACUAUUCUAAUCUCUCUCCCUCCGUCUGCCUGCCUGGUGUCGUCGUCGUCGUCGACAACAAGAAGGAAUCGUCAUCAACGUCCAUCAUCAUCAUCAUCAACAACACACAGGAGUGAUUUGCAUACUGGGAGAAGAAGAAGGAGGAAGGAAAAGGAGUCAUCCGGACUGACUGAUUUUGUUUUGGGCCAUCCUAGUUCCUUGCAUAUGAAUAACCUUCAGUCGACCAGCAACUACUCGAUACUAAACUGCUCUCAAAUAUCAGAUCGACUAAAGACUUAGUUGCACGCUAUUUGCCAUCACGAGCGACGAGGAGCGGACAUAUCAACAAAAGACUUUGGUCGUUGGUGGAUUGUUGACAAUAUUCUCAUCGGUGAAAAAUUACGUUACAAAGUGAGGUCAUCAUUGGCUGGUGGUUCAGUCCGUUCAGGAACACGAGUGGUCAAAACUCAAAGGACAAAAUUUGGAGAGAAAAUGAGUUGUCAUGACGACACCUCUUUCCAGCAAUUGUUCGUUGCCAUGGGUCGCACAUAGUUCAACUACAGAAAGACAAAAAAUGAGGAUAAAACUAAAACUUCCUACCGACCAUCUUCGCCAAUCUGUUAAAUCCUGACUCUGGAGCAACAAGGAUGCCUAAAGUCGGCGACAGAGAAAUGGAGACGGAGACGACAGAUAUUUCUAGCGUCGUGAACUCUAUCGUUUCGAAGGUGGAGGAGAACCUGUCAUCAUCAACAACAACAAGUGCCAAUAAAAAUAAUAACAAUAGUAAUAGCAGUAAUAAUAAUAAUAACGUGGGUGACCAAUCCGCGACAACUGCCGCAGUGCGGAGUUGUGGUUUAAGGUCAGCAAGUGCUUUGGGUGAUGUCGUGAAUGGUGAGGUUGCUGGAGGCGACAUUCAUCAGCAGCACGCAAACUCUUUUAUCGUCCCCAAAUUAUUUGGUGCUAGUGACGGCCGCCAUGACUUGGGAAGAGGGGGACAAGUACAAAACAGCAACCCUGCACUUAAUCUUAUCAGUACACUGCCACCCGUGAACUUAUCCAAUGUAUUCAGCGACUCUUGUGAGAUUGACAUGUCAGAUGGAGGACAAAAGUCGAAACGCGUUUCCAAUAAUGCACAAAACGGUGCGGCUCCUUCAGCAGAUACCACUACGCCAGCUUCACCACGACCAGUUUCUCCAAGAAUCUCAAUCUCGCAUAUUGGAAUUAACCUUAACAUACUUAAACGUCCAGACAGCCCGAGCCCUGGUUCACCAUAUUCUCCUAACAGCAGCAGUGUCAUCAGUAAUCCAUCACCACCGUGUCCAGCCGAAAUUAUUCUUGGGGAUGACAAAGAGCUAAUCAUCAACAGCAGCAGCAACGGGAGUAAUAAUGCAGCUAUUGGGAAACCAAUUUUUAUUUUAGGUGCCACCGACGACGAAGAUACUCGAGACGUUUCUGUACUCUUUCGAAUUCCUCCAUGCCAAAAGUCUGUCAAAGAACCACACUUUGAAGAAGAUUCUUUAUUGAAACAACCACAAAACGAUGAGGAUAAGGAGCCUCAGUCAUUGUUCGCCCAUGAGAAUAAUAAUAACAAUGUUUGUAGUAACACGUGUGUGGUCGAGAUGCAAGAAACGUCAGCAGCGUCAUCAUCCACCAGCAUUGACGAACAACCAGACUUGUGUCCACCACGUUUUCCUACCAAGGAUGCUAAACCAUGUCGAAGUUUGCUUAAGAGACGAGCAGAUAGUUAUGGGGAUCAUUUUAAUACUAGCAGCCCUCCCAAGAAGCGAAGGUCCAUCACAUUCGACGGAGUGACAGUAUUCUAUUUUCCAAGAACGCAAGGGUUUAGUUGUGUUCCAUCUCAGGGUGGCUCAACGUUGGGAAUGGCGUCUCAACAUGUAUUUGCCAAAAAGUUUUCGCUUCAAGAGUACGCAGAAGAACAGCGUCGUGUGCACAAACAAAUGUUGAUACGAAUGAAAAAGCAGCAGCAAGAACAACAAAGUCCUCAUCCUUCGCCUGUUGAACGAGAGGAGGAAGUCGCCAAUGGCAGUUCAAAUGGUGGAUCACAAUCAAGUGAUGACGAUGAGGAGGACAGCGAUGACCCAGAUGUUGAAACAGAUUCAGAAUUGGAAGCUGAGUUGGAUGGAUAUUACUUUCUUCAGCCCGUACCUACCCGGCAAAGACGUCUGAUGCUUCGAGAGGCUGGAGUAAAGAAAAUUGACUCUGCAGAAAAAGACGAAUGCCGAGAUAUUCGGUCAUCACGAGAAUUUUGUGGCUGCUCAUGCAAGUUGUAUUGUGAUCCAGACACUUGUUCCUGUGCUCAAGCCGAUAUUGCCUGCCAGGUUGAUCGCGCAAACUUUCCAUGUCAAGGUUGUACUCGAGAUGGUUGCGGAAAUGCGAAUGGACGAGUUGAAUUUAAUCCAGUGCGAGUUCGAACUCACUUCAUUCAUACCCUGAUGCGUUUGCAAUUGGAAAAGAAGCACGCAAGCAACCAGGCUAAUUGCGGCUUGGAUGGAUCCCUAUUUUCAACACCAUCAUCCCUCCAAUCAAUAGCUCGUCAUCAUAGCGACAUGUCAAAUAAUAUGGGCUCGUCUACAUCAGGUCAUGACUUGAGUUACGGAGGGGUACAACAGCACUGGGACAACAACGGGGGGACUACGUCAAUGUCUUAUUUCAAACGAGAAGACACCAGCCUCUCUACCAAUACCAAUAACGGGAGUCUGAACUAUUCCGGUACCACCAAUUUGGUGCGAGAUGUGUCAUUUUCUACAGGCAUGGAACUUGAAUCCUGUGUCAGCUUGGGUAGCUACACCAACUUUCACUACAAUACUCGCCCCCAACAUUUGCAACAACAAGCCAGUACAGAUACGGUUACCAAUUUUGCUACUCAACACCAUCCCCAACAUCAUCUCCAAAGUCACCAUUCUCCUUUGCAGUUUUCUCCAAAUGACCGGCCUCCUAGAACAGAAGACUCGUUUGAUUUGUUUUCCACAUUUCGGGAAGAUUCCUAUUCAGAAAACAGCGACGAAUUUUCUAAUGAAAGUGGCGAGCAACAGCAAGGGACAUUCCCAAUCGUCCCUUGCUCGACCAAUAAUGGAUUCAACAAUGGACAUAACAAUUCAAUGAAUAAUAAUCACUCUGUAGAUGGGUUACAAAAUAUGGAUCAGCAACAGCACCGGUACAAUGGCGACAGUUUUUUUAGACCAUUGAACCAUGAAGCUCCUCCUGUUCAUUCAAUAUCCGAUACGGUCUCAUACCACCAUCACGGAAAUAUGCUUCCCGACCAUGGUGCUCCUUCUCCCGUCAUGAUGACAUCUCAUCAUCAUCAUCAGCAGCAGCAGGAGCAUGCCCAACAACACAGGUUAUAUAAUAUUAUGAGCGGCUCAGAUUUAUUGCAAAUUAUGUCCUCCGGUGAUCAGCAACGCCACCCAUCAAUUGCCCAUUAUAAUAUGCCAAACGUCCAUUACAAUCCUCCCACCGCUUUCACUGUGUCACACAUGACGCACGGUGUUUAUUCUGAAAAUUCGACUGUUGAGAAUAAUUCCCAGCUAUCAUUUAUGCAACCAUCGUCAUACACGGAAAUCAAUCAAUGCGAAGAAACAUACUCCAAAGAUGGACUUUGUAACGAACAGUCCCAAAGUGCAUCUUCUCAGUGUCAGAAGAAUGGGUUUCAGCCCCUUCAACUGGAGGAGCAAUAUGAAAGCACGACGGCGGGUGAGAAUAACGUUGUCGACGAAAACAAGGAGGAACUACUUACUACUGACAAUUUUGGGGAAAUUAUUAAGAAAACAAUGGUCGAAACUGUAUCCGCGUAGAGAGAUAACAUACUUUGUUUGCCAUCCAAAAAGUUUUUCCAACUAAUUAUAAAAUUGCAUAAGACUCCAACAAAAUAUUCAAAGCAUUUCGCGCAUGUCCCAAGUAAAUUUUAAUUGGUUUGCUAUACAUACAUACUAUAAAAAUGGUAGCAGUGCUAGACUAAAUAUUCUGCUUGUUUUCCAUUAUUAACUACAUACGUCAGGACGCUAAAUUUAUUUUAUUUUUCACUUAUGUAAUCCUCAGAAAUCUUCAAUUUUAAAAGAGCGAAAUACAUCAAAGUUAUAGGUAAUUAAUUAUAAUGUAAAUCACAAAAACUCAGUACCAUUGGAACAACCAUGGGUGUUUAAGUACUACGAAUCGUAAUUACUACGUACAACGUAAGAAUUUGAUGUGUUUAGCGUUCUACCAAAGUUCUGAACUUAAGGUCUAAUAUUUGUAACCUUUAAUUCUUUAAGUGCAGCUUUAAAAUAUGCACACUUUUAAUUAUAAUCAAGAGAUAGGAGGAUAGGAGAUAUUUAUAAAAAUAUGUACUGGUUUCACAAUCAGUAAUACUUAUUAAGAAGUAUAGAUCACCAUUGUCACGGAUUCAUGGUUGAUUAACUCAUUCAAACUAGGAUUAUUUACUUAAUAUAUUGAAAACUCGAAUGAAUUUGUAACAAUCAUUAUAAAGUUCAUAUUUACUUAUUUAUUGCCACCACUCUUGUUUUACAUUCGAUACGUCGUUUAUUUAUUUUACAAUAUUCGCUUGAAAUAAAUACCGACCUAUAUACACAUAAAUAAUAGUGCUAUUUCCUGUUAAAAUUAGUACCACCGUCUAACUCGUAAGUAUGUAUGAUUAGUGAAAAUGUCAUGUGCAGAGACUCAAAAGUGUGAACACAUUUGUUAAACUUUUUAAUGUUAAAAAAAAUUGCAAAUUGAAUGUCUUCAGCGGACAUAUAAUAAAAGUUCAUGCAAUAACUGGAACAGAA